UUUUACUGGGAGUGAUCAGGACAGGAUUAGAAAUGAGUAUAUCUGAGGGAUCGAUCAGGCUGAACGGUUUGGAGACUAAGUUAGCUGGGCAAACAAGACCUGGAUGGUUUUUACAUAUGCAGAGGAGGGAUAUUGCAUAUAUUCAACAGAUGUUGAUGAUAGAACUGCCAGGCUGGAGGAAAAGAGGAAGGGCACAGAGAAGAUUCAUGGAUUUCGUGAAGGACAACAUUCACAGGGUUAGUGUGACAGAAGAGGUUGCAAAGGAUAGGUUGAGUGGGAGGCAUAUGAUCUGAUGUGGCGACCCCUAAAGGGCACAGAUGGAACAAGUAGUUCUUUUUUUAAUGCAGAGAUGCACAUUUCAUCAGAAACCUGUUCUAGUGAUGCCAUUGUGUUUUACAGUACCAUGUCACAUUUAUUCAGCAGACUGUAGCCUCGGGUGGUUGUAAACAAUUAACACUUGUAAGUAUUGGGAAUAGGCAGUAGUCAGCAGCAAAGUCUUUUAAGGGUUUUGCUUAUUUUAAUGGAAUAGACUUAUUUUUUGCUGAGAUAUGUCAAGAAUCAAUUAAUCUUCUGUGUUCUUUGAGGAAAACCCACAGGUAUUGAUCGAGCAGUCACUUGUAAAUGGUCUGUGUCCGGUGCGGAGAUGGGACAACACAUUUUAGAAUGGUAUUCAGAGCUUGUGUGUGGCUGUAGAGGAGGUCGUCUAAUCUGAAGUUGUAAUGGCAGAAGCAGAAGGAGCAGGUGUCGACCUCAGCAGGAAGUUUGUGUCUGAAGCAGAGCUUGAUGAGAGGAGGAAAAAGAGACAGGAGGAAUGGGAGAAAAUCAGAAAACCUGAUGACCCAGAGGAGGUCCCAGAGGAGGAGUAUGACCCACGCUCCCUCUUUGAGCGGCUGCAGGAACAGAAAGACAAGAAACAAGAAGAAUAUGAGGAGCAGUUUAAAUUCAAGAACAUGGUGAGGGGAUUGGACGAGGAUGAGAGCAGUUUCUUGGAUGAGGUCUCCCGGCAACAGUGUCUGGUGGAGAAACAACGCAGGGACGAGGAGAAAAAGGAGCUGUUGGAAUACAGAAGCGCUGUUGUGAAGCAAGCAUCUGCAGAGAGCCGCAGAGAACCUGAAAAGAAGGCGGCACCUAAAGGGGUGGAGCACAGGACCAGCCACCUGUCACAGGCCCAUUUAUUAGUUGGAGCUGUAAAGAGACGCAAUUCCUCACAAUCAGACAGCAGUAAGAAACAGAAAGUGGAAAUCACAACAACAGCAACGACAGGAAAUGGAGAAAAACACACAGGUCUUACACUUAAGUUGUGCUUUCCAGAAGAGGGGGGCGGAGCAGGAGGAGGGGCAGAGGGAGCCAAAGAUCAACAGACAGUCCCUGGCGUCACUGCAAAGCCGCCCUCAGCCGCCUUGAGCUCCGGCCAAGGCGUACUACACUUGCCGUCAGCGGCCGUGUGUGUCGGUGUUUUACCAGGACUCUGCGUUUAUUCCGGCAGCAGCGACUCUGACAGCAGCUCGGACAGCGAAGUUUAAGCCGAGCAACCAAUCCCGCACUGCCUACCCUGAUGACAUCCUGCCCCCCCACACUCCCUUCCCAACCCAAGCCACAACGGCUGCAAGCUGUGCUAUUGGCUGAGGGAACAGUGAUUGACAGCUGUGGAGCAAGGAAGAGACUGCUUUAGACUGUCACAUGACUCACACCUUUUAGCUAUCUGCAGCAGAGGAGUGAGAGCAGGACUGCGUUUGGGUUGAAUGCCGAGUCUGUUUGGAUUGAAAAAUUCUGUUUUUAUUUGUGUGACGUAAUGUAUGUUUGUUUAAAAGUUGCUUUAUUCUGGGAAAAUGCUGGACUGUUUAUUGCCGUCUCAGACUUCGGGGCAUCUGAGAAGAAUGAAAUAAAGAGAUUUCCCUGUGU
This is a messenger RNA of Oreochromis aureus, 1902 nucleotides long. RefSeq names its product proteasome activator subunit 3 interacting protein 1 (gene psme3ip1). Gene Ontology annotation, cellular component: nucleus. The record is from RefSeq and is a predicted model, not a curated record. Lineage: Eukaryota; Metazoa; Chordata; Actinopteri; Cichliformes; Cichlidae. The transcript is spliced from 8 exons. Bases 720 to 1523 code for a protein of 267 amino acids.